UAUGAGUAGAAAAGUGUUAGAUGAAUGGAAAAAUAUUCAAAAAAGUCAAAAAGGAUUAAAAACUCAACGGACAGAAAAUUCUGAAGAAAAUUCUGCUACUCUCUCCUCUUUUGGAUAUGAAAAAAAUCAUGGAAAUGAAGACGACAACAAAGAAGAAUCUAAUCAAUUUCAAUUGGAGGCAAAUGUCAAAAGUGACCAGCCGAAAACGCCUGUUCUUCUUAGGAAAAAAAAUCAAAAAGGAGUAAUGUUUACCAACAUUCAGGAUGGUGAUAACAUCGAUAAUCAACACGUAGAAAUUUACGAUAUAGAAGAAGAGGAAAAACAAGUCAAGGAGGAUAUUGAGAAUGAUAAAAAUAGAAAAAGUGCUUUUUCCUUCAAGCGACGAAAAAGUCGACUGGCUUCCGUUUAUCUGGAGGAGAAACUCAUGAGACGAUCCCUUUCAAUAUGCGGAGGUCUUGUACAACAUUACAUAAGCCCGGAUCAGAAAUAUAUGGGCGUAAAGGCGAUCAUUUUCUUCCUAGUAGGUCUAAUUAUAUGUACUAUAGCUUUUGGAUUUAGUUAUAUAGGGAAACUAGCCUUGAAGAGUAAAGAGGAUGAUAAAUGGCCAACAGUAACUGGCUUUAUAAUAAUGAUUGUAUUUUCAAUGGUAUUUUCAAUGACUCUGUUGUUUAGUCCUAUGAUGAGAUGUAUUGGAGCGCUGAUGGUUCCCGCCAUUUUCAGUAUAAAUAACGGGGAAAUUGGUGGUAAACAGGCAAUUUGUCUGUAUAAUCAAUCGAAGCUGACUCUGCAACAAGUUCAAAGCGAUAUAAAAGAGGAAUGGAACGGCACGAUCGAAACUUUUAAGAAAUUUACAGGAACGUGGAAAGGAAUAAUGAAAGAAUUAAGUCGUGUUAUUAAAAAUUUUGCUUAUGGAAAUCUGUGCGAAAAUGGUCCAAUUGAAUUUCAAUUUAACAUUAGAGGAAAACGCUAUAAAAUAGACGCCUGCUAUUUAACAAACGAUAGCGUUCCUAUUGUACCAAAAAUCCAAAUUAUACACAAGGGACCAAAAGUCGAAAGUCUGAAAAAGUUUGCUCACAUCCUUAGCGAACUAUGCCCUUUGGCGGUUCUGCUCAUUCUCUUACAGGCGAUUCUAUAUAGGCGAGGAUAUCUUGGACGACUCAACUACGAGAAUGUUUUUAUCACAAAGUAUUUUGUUGAACUGGACAAGAAGAAGGCGACAAUUGAUGAGAAUCUUAAAGUUUUACCACUGAGGCGUAGGGAGAGUCUUAAAUACGGAUUCACUACGAAAUGUAUUGCAGGCUAUACAAGAAGGGAAUUAAGGGGAAUGGUUAUACCGGUAGUAACCUUUUUGUGUUCUUUAUUAAUUGGAAUAACGGCCUAUGCGGGAGAUUUUUUCUUUCAUUUUAUAUUAGACAAAAUUCAACAGCAAUUAACCGAUGGUGUUACAGUUACAUCUUCAAGUCCUAUAGGCUUGAAUCAAACAAACGUUAAGCCAAUUGUAUCGAAAUUAUUCGAUUCGGUCUAUAGUGGUUUAAAUAUUGAUAAUAAAACUGUUGAAAUAAAUAUUACCAGAUGUCGAAUGGAAUUGAAUCAUCCCGCCUACCGACAAGAGGGUUUUAAAGUUAUUAUUGUCCUAUACGCUAUCUAUUUUCUUCUAGUUCUCCUACAUCCUGGUGGCUCUAGGGUUCAAAGAUAUAUUAUGUCCGUAUUCCAUCCCCAGCAAGAAAAGAGACGAAUACAAUACCUUCACUAUACAAUUAGAGCAAAGAGAAUGAGCCUAUUCCAUUUGAUAACGACAGGUCUAAGAAAGAAGCCAACAAUAACGUUUAAACAGUGGCUAUCGUUGAAAUUUCCAACAUUGAAAAAAUGCUUUGCCUGCCUGAGAAGUGAUGUAUGCGACAUAUGCUCUGCAGUUUCUAUGAAUAUAGUAUUUAUAACUAAAUAUAAAGUUUGUAUAUGCUGCCAAAGGAAGCUAGUGAACGAAAAAGGAGAAAAGAAUUGGUCUCUUACACGCGGAAAGUCGAUCUAA
This is a messenger RNA of Dimorphilus gyrociliatus, 2029 nucleotides long. The record is from the annotation of a GenBank genome assembly. Lineage: Eukaryota; Metazoa; Annelida; Polychaeta; Dinophilidae.